AUGGAUACCUCCCGUGGGAUGGAUCCCUGCCGUGGAAAUCACCAACGCGCGGUCCCGCGUGGCCGGUGCCGCUCCCGCCCUGGGGAGGGGGCCGAGCCCAGCCAAAAACCCUCCCCCGGCCGUCGUCAGCUCUCCCUGCCGCGGGCACCCCGCCGGCCGGGCUGCCGGGGCUUCGCCAAAAUUCUCCCCCCUCGAAUCCGUUGGUGCCGACAUUUUCCGCCGGGGAUUACGGGCGCUGGGAGUCUCGCACGUAAACCUUGCACGAAGUACGUCAGUAACGAGAAGGGCUCGCUCAUUAAUUAUCUGCUGCCUUGCCUGACACGGGCUAAAGGGGAAUUAAACGAAUCCCGCUGCACCGAGCGAAAUGUUCGUGAAAAGGCUGUAAAAGUCAAGGAAAACGCGGUGCUGAAGGCGGAGCCGGCCGCCGUGUUCAAGUUCCCGCUGGCUCCCUUGGGCUGCUCGGGGCUGGGCUCGGCGCUGCUGGCCGCCGGCUCGGGGCUGCAGGGCGGCUCCGCCUCGCCCCAUCUCCCGCUGGAGCUGCACCUCCGCGGCAAGCUGGAGCCGGGCCCCCCGGAGCCGGGCAGCAAGGCCAAGAAGGGGCGCCGGAGCCGCACCGUCUUCACCGAGCUGCAGCUCAUGGGGCUGGAGAAGCGCUUCGAGAAGCAGAAAUACCUCUCCACGCCCGACAGAAUAGACCUGGCCGAAUCGCUGGGGCUCAGCCAGCUCCAGGUGAAAACCUGGUACCAGAACAGGCGCAUGAAAUGGAAGAAAAUAGUGCUGCAGGGGGGCGGCCUGGAGUCCCCCACCAAGCCCAAGGGCCGCCCCAAGAAGAACUCCAUCCCCAGCAGCGAGCAGCUCUCGGAGCAGGAGCGAGCCCGGGACGCCGAGAAGCCGCCCGAGAGCCUGGGCUCGCCGGCCGAGGUCAGCCAGGAGGAGUGA
Messenger RNA from Haliaeetus leucocephalus (bald eagle), 939 nucleotides. RefSeq names its product BARX homeobox 1 (gene BARX1). The transcript is spliced from 4 exons. Gene Ontology annotation, molecular function: DNA-binding transcription factor activity, RNA polymerase II-specific; RNA polymerase II transcription regulatory region sequence-specific DNA binding. Gene Ontology annotation, biological process: regulation of transcription by RNA polymerase II. The coding region runs from base 1 to 939 and encodes 312 amino acids. Gene Ontology annotation, cellular component: nucleus. The record is from RefSeq and is a predicted model, not a curated record. NCBI's taxonomy places the organism in Eukaryota, Metazoa, Chordata, Aves, Accipitriformes, Accipitridae.